GGAUGGCAUUUACUACGAAGUGAAUCUGCGGAAUUUGGUGCUUCAAAUAAGUGCUCACCUCUACAUGACAGGAUACAUGGAGACAACACAAGCCUGCGCCUGUGACAAACUUGCACAAGGAGGUUGCAGGAGAAUAUGGCAUUCUGGAGGAGGAGGAAUACUAAAGUUGAAAGGGAACGCCAUGUAAAAGCCAAUGACCCAGACUACAAUGAGAAGUUUUUUUAUGCUGACAAUCGCAUCAAAACCUCCAAGUACAACAUCUUCACCUUCCUGCCCAUGAACUUGUUUGAGCAGUUCCAGAGGGUGGCGAAUGCUUACUUCUUAGUACUGCUAAUACUGCAGUUAAUUCCAGAAAUAUCCUCUUUGUCCCCCUUCACAACCAUCGUGCCUUUGGUGUUGGUGCUGGUAAUCACGGCCAUCAAGGAUGCCACAGAUGAUUAUUUUCGAUAUAAGAGCGACCAGCAAGUUAACAACCGCCAGUCUCAGGUUCUCAUUAGGGGAUGCUUGCAGAAUGAGAAGUGGAUGAACAUUCAUGUGGGAGACAUCAUCAGACUGGAGAACAAUCAAUUUGUUGCUGCAGACAUCCUCCUUCUCAGCAGUAGCGAACCCUACGGACUGUGCUAUAUUGAGACUGCAGAGCUAGAUGGAGAGACAAAUCUGAAAGUUCGUCAGGCCUUGAGCAUCACCUCAGAUUUGGGAGAUGUUUCAAAACUGAUGGACUUUGAUGGAAAAGUCAUUUGUGAGCCACCAAACAACAAACUGGAUCGAUUUACUGGAACUUUAUACUGGAGAGGCAACAGAUAUCCUCUGGAUAAUGAAAAAAUGCUGCUGCGAGGUUGUGUUCUCAGAAACACUGAGUGGUGCUUUGGAUUGGUCAUCUUCGCUGGGUUGCAAACCAAACUGAUGCAAAACUGUGGAAGAACAAAAUUUAAAAGGACAAAUAUAGACAAACUCAUGAAUACUUUGGUUUUGUGGAUCUUUGCCUUCCUCAUAUGUAUGGGAGCUAUUCUGGGCAUCGGAAACACUAUUUGGGAGAGUCUGAUUGACACAAACUUCCAGGUGUAUUUGCCUUGGAAUACCAUUCAGAACAAUGUUGUUUUCUCUGGCUUUCUCACCUUCUGGUCCUACGUCAUCAUCCUUAAUACAGUUGUGCCCAUCUCACUGUAUGUCAGUGUGGAGAUCCUGCGGCUUGGUCACAGUUACUUCAUUAACUGGGACCUGAAGAUGUACCACAGCCGGACGGACACUGCAGCUGUCGCACGCACCACUACCCUGAAUGAGGAGCUGGGCCAAGUGGAGUUCAUCUUCUCUGACAAGACCGGCACUCUCACCCAGAACAUUAUGGUGUUCAGCAAAUGCUCCAUUAACGGACACAUAUAUGGUGAUGUUUAUGAUGAAUUUAGCCAGAAGAUGGAAAUUACAGAUAAAACAGCCUGUGUGGACUUUUCCUUCAACCCUCUCAGUGACACGAGGUUUAAGUUUUAUGACAGCAGCCUAGUUGAAGCUGUUAAAUUGGAGGACCCUGCAGUGCAGGAGUUUUUCAGACUGCUGGCUUUGUGCCACACUGUCAUGCCAGAGGAGAAGAGUGAAGGACAUUUGGUGUAUCAGGCCCAGUCACCUGAUGAGGGAGCCCUGGUCACUGCAGCACGAAACUUUGGGUUUGUCUUCCGGGCCCGAACCCCCGAGACAAUCACACUGUGUGAGAUGGGAGAAGCCGUCACCUACCAGCUGCUGGCCAUACUGGACUUCAACAACGUGCGCAAGAGAAUGAGUGUCAUUGUAAGAAAUCCAGAGGGUCAAGUUAAACUUUACUGCAAAGGAGCUGACACGAUUAUCUUUGAGCGUCUGGAUCCAUCAAAUGAAGACCUCAUGUCCACUACCUCUGAACAUCUCAGUGAAUUUGCAGGAGAAGGGCUUCGAACAUUAGCUCUGGCCUACAAAGAUCUUGAUGAAGAUUAUUUUAAAGUCUGGAACAAGAAGCUUCUGUUUGCCAGCACUGUAAUUGAGAAUCGUGAAGAUCAGCUGGAUGUUGUCUAUGAGGAGAUUGAGCAGGGCUUGAAGCUUCUAGGAGCCACAGCAGUAGAGGACAAACUUCAGGAAGGAGUCCCACAGACCAUUGCCUGUCUAGGUCUAGCUGACAUCAAGAUUUGGGUUCUCACAGGAGACAAACUAGAGACAGCGAUGAACAUCGGCUACUCCUGCAACAUGCUGCGAGAUGACAUGAAUGAGGUGUUUGUUAUUUCUGGGCACACACUCGUGGAAGUGCAACAAGAACUCAGGACAGCUAAGGAGCACAUCCUCGGCCUGAGUCGAGUUAGUGCUGCAGGAGAUGUCGAGAAGACAGAUGCAUUUUCAGAUGACUCUGUGUUCGAAGAAACCAUUAUUGCAGAAUAUGCCUUAGUCAUCAAUGGACACAGUUUGGCUCAUGCUCUGGAGCCACAGCUUGAGCACAUCUUGCUGGACUUGGCUUGUUUGUGUAAGUCAGUCAUCUGCUGCCGGGUCACUCCGAUGCAGAAAGCACAGGUGGUCGAGCUGGUAAAGAGGCACAAGAGGGCCAUCACCCUGGCCAUAGGAGACGGAGCCAAUGAUGUCAGCAUGAUCAAGACUGCACACAUUGGUGUUGGCAUCAGUGGCCAGGAGGGGAUGCAGGCCGUUCUGGCAUCGGAUUAUUCCUUUGCUCAGUUUCGAUACCUGCAGCGGCUCUUGCUGGUGCACGGGCGCUGGUCCUACUUCCGCAUGUGUAAUUUCCUCUGUUACUUCUUCUACAAGAACUUUGCCUUCACACUGGUACACUUCUGGUAUGGCUUCUUCUGUGGUUUCUCAGCUCAGACUGUAUAUGACCAGUGGUUUAUUACCCUCUACAAUAUAGUCUAUACAUCUUUGCCAGUCUUGGCAAUGGGGCUGUUUGAUCAGGAUGUCAGUGACCAGUACAGCCUUCGUUACCCGAGCCUUUACAAACCCGGCCAGCAAAACCUACUCUUCAACAAACGCCAGUUUUUCUUGUGCACGCUACAGGGGUUGGGCACAUCAUUCCUGGUCUUCUUUAUUCCCUACGGAGCCUUCUCUGACAUAGUCAAAGAGGACGCCACACAAUUUUCAGAACAACAAGUGUUUGCUGUUACUAUAGCAACAUCUUUGAUUAUUGUUGUAAAUGUUCAGAUCGGACUUGACACACACUACUGGGCAGCUGUCAAUCACCUCUUCAUAUGGGGGAGUGUGACACUGUAUUUUGCCAUAUUAUUCACGGUGCAAAGCAAUGGCAUAUUUUUCAUUAUCCCUAAGAAUUUCCCAUUUGUAGGCACAGCCCGUAACUGUCUGUCAGAGAAGAGUGUGUGGCUGAUCAUUCUGCUGACUACUGUGGUGUGUGUUGUGCCCAGCUUAGUAGUCAGCUUCCUGAGAGUAGACCUCUUCCCAACUCUGACAGACAAGGUCCGUCAUCUACAACAGUCUAGAAAGAAGCAAGGACCUCAGGAGCGGAGCCUGAGGCGAGUACGCAGGACGAGCUCUCGUCGAUCUGCCUAUGCCUUCUCCCACCAACAGGGCUAUGGGGAGCUGAUUACCUCAGGCAAAAACAUGCGGAUGAGCGUGGUCUCUUCUGCUUGCUCCCCUGAAAGAGAGCCACACAGCUCCAGCUGGAUAGAAAAUGUGAUUAAGAGUAAGAACGAAGUGUCCUGCAUCUCUGAUGAAAGCACAGAGCUCAAACAGAGCAACAGACUCCAAAGCACACAGAGUGAACCUGACCUCUGACUAACAGACCAAGCACUAGGUAUGACUGCCGUUCAUUUGUGUGAAAUUACACUCAAAUCCAACAACACAGCCAUACCUCAAUUUUUUAUUAAUGUAAUAAAGGCCAAAUAAAAUAUGAUUACUUUGAGGGUGUCUAAGAAAGUCAGAUGAUUGAAUGCAGAUCAUGUAAAGCUUUUUCAUCUCUAUCCCGCAGAACAUCGUGAAUUUGCAAAGGUUUGGUUUAACAAUGGCAGGUAUAUAAGGACAAUAUUAUGCAUGUGAAACAUUUACCAUCCUGUGGCAACUAAUCCAGUUUGAUCUUUAAACAAUUGGUGGAUUCAUUCAAUAUUAUUUUAAACGCAUGUCCUGAUUAAUAAAGAAAAGCUGGGACAUUUUAGCACCACUAGUGUUAUGUGCCGUUUGCACCUGUCAGUGAGCGAACGAGAAAGAGGCGGACCCAGGUAGCCGACUU
This is a messenger RNA of Monopterus albus (swamp eel), 4198 nucleotides long. It is a transcript of the gene atp8b4, whose product is annotated as ATPase phospholipid transporting 8B4. The record is from RefSeq and is a predicted model, not a curated record. Lineage: Eukaryota; Metazoa; Chordata; Actinopteri; Synbranchiformes; Synbranchidae. Gene Ontology annotation, biological process: Golgi organization; phospholipid translocation. Gene Ontology annotation, cellular component: plasma membrane; trans-Golgi network. Gene Ontology annotation, molecular function: ATP binding; ATPase-coupled intramembrane lipid carrier activity; ATP hydrolysis activity. Bases 136 to 3747 code for a protein of 1203 amino acids. The transcript has 28 exons.